AUGGCUUCUUCCAUUGCCAUUACGGCCUCAUUGCAAAGAGCUUGCAGCCCACAUCAUGUCACCAAGAAGCAGCAGCCUCAAGCCAGGCCGGCACGCUCCAUGGGAACAAAGCAGGAGACUCAUGUCGCGGCUCUUGAGACAGAAGGCCCGAAGGGUUUAAACAUAGCUGAACAAGAAGCCAAGUUUGACUUCAACGCUGGUAGCAGUACUACUACUUCAAGGGAUGCCAAGGAUGAUGAUGAAGCAGGAAGUGGUUUCGACACUGAGCCUUCUGCUCCAAAAUUCAGUGAUGAGCGAUGGAAGAACGGGACAUGGGAUCUCAACAUGUUUGUUCGAGACGGGAAGAUGGAUUGGGAUGGUGUGAUUGUUGCAGAAGCAAGGAGGCGAAAGUUUCUUGAAAUGUAUCCAGAAUCAGCAACAAACCAAGAACCAGUGCUCUUCAGAAGCUCCAUCAUACCUUGGUGGGCAUGGAUGAUGAGAUCCCACCUCCAAGAAGCUGAGCUGAUUAAUGGGCGUGCUGCAAUGGUGGGGUUCUUCAUGGCAUACCUUGUGGAUGCCUUAACAGGGCUGGAUGUUGUAGGCCAAACAGGCAACUUGAUUUCCAAGGCAGGGCUGUUGGUGACUGUCAUGGGUGUGAUAUUCUUUAGGCGAGCCCAAGAUUUUGACAGCCUGAGGAAGCUAGCGGAUGAGGCGACGUUAUACGACAAGCAGUGGCAGUCGUCAUGGCAGGAUCAAGAUGCAGGAGAUGGGGAUUCUGGGAGAGGAGGGAAGAAAAUUUAG
Molecule: messenger RNA, 780 nt
Organism: Vitis riparia (riverbank grape)
Lineage: Eukaryota; Viridiplantae; Streptophyta; Magnoliopsida; Vitales; Vitaceae
Product: light-harvesting complex-like protein 3 isotype 1, chloroplastic
Exons: 3
Coding region: 1-780 (259 amino acids)
Source: RefSeq, a predicted model, not a curated record